UUAUUAAACUGAGGUUUUAUUCAAAGAUUGAAUUUAAAUUCAACCAAAUUGAUAGGCCGUAUUACUUUUACCAGAAAGGUCUACUUUCGUAGAUAUACUAUAUAGUGGGGGAAUUCUACGGUGACUCGAACAAUAAUAAGAGUUGGGUGGGAUCAUAUUUCAAUUCCACCUGUGACUCACUACACUACCAACCGGCAACGGACGCCAUUCCAUCGCUAGCGUCCCUUGUUACGAGUAUUACCAUGUUCGUGUACAGGAUCGGCUAUUUGAAUUUCAGGAUGUAACGUGUCAAUAAUCGACAUUUUCCCAACCGUUUUUACUGCUCGCUUUCAUUUCAUGUGAAUAAUGUUCGUAAUUCAGUGAUCUAGGAGAUGGAAUUGACCAGAGCAAACAAAAUGGAGCCAUUUGUAACGUUUAUUUCGUGGAUGUUCGUUUGUGUUAUUGGCCGAGCAGCCGCACAAGGAUCCUUCCCGGAUUUGUUCAACGCCGGGGAGGGCCGGACGAUUUCGACCGAGCCUCCGGUGGGUACGUGCGGCUACAACCCCAACACCGGUGAUGCUGCUCGUAGUGGAUUUUGUAGGAGUUCAACAAUAUCUUCCUCUGUUUCAUCAUGUACAAUAGCUUUAUGUGAUCAGUCUUGCCCAGGUAGAACUAAUUUGCCAUCACCAAUUGGUCUUUUAAGUUCCGGUAGUUGUAUAACGGAAGAUUUCGCAAGUACAAGACCAAACUCUGAACCAAAUGAGCCAUCAUACAUUUUUAGAAACACUCCUGAUUGUUUUUCUGCUCCCGCUGUACCAACUGUUGGUAAUGAUGGUAGAUUAACCAUUUCUCUUUGGAUUCGACCUGAUGUCACCACCGAUGGUACUAUAAUUGAGCGAAGGUCUUCAAAUAAUGACAUCAUCUAUGCACUUGUUGUAUCUUCGUCGUCUAUCACAUUUGAUUAUCGAACUGCAGAGGGCGCUAAAUUUCUCCAAAUUCAAACUGGCCUUCAGGUCAGUGAAUGGCAGCACAUUUCCGUACAGGUGUUUGGAACAAAGGCUAGUAUUUUCAUUGAUGGUUUAGAGGUAGAUGGUACACCGUUUGAAACCAUGAACCUUCAAGGUGAAAUCAUUGAUGACAGCAAUGGUCAGACAAGGAUUGGUCAGAGAAUAUCAGGAACGGAUCAGUUUGUUGGCAGGAUGCAAGAUCUGAAUUUCUAUCAGGUAACUUUGACCAAUCGUGAAAUAGAGGAACUAGCAACAGGAACAUUUCCUCAGCUCCAUGUCCAAUCGGACUGUAGGUGUCCAGACAGUCAUCCAAGAGUAAAUCCACUAGAGGAAAGGUAUUGCUUAAAGAACGGAGAGCCAGAUACAUCAGCAGAUCAGAUCAGUCGUCUGAAUCAAGACAGUCAUCCCUUACAGUUUGCUAAUGAUGGUGAUCUAGGAAGUUAUUGGGUAUCUACUCUGACCAAUGGUAGAAGUAUCACAGUGGACAUUGAUCUAGGGAGCAGGGAGUAUCAGGUGUUCUAUGUAGUGCUACAGUUCUACAGCCCUCAGCCCAUAAAUCUGACCAUCUCUCAUCGCAGCGAUAGCUCGUCUCCUUGGCAGGUUUGGCAAUACUAUGCCCAAGACUGUCAGAGUGCAUUUGGAUUGGAUAAUAAUGGAGACCUGGGCACACCAACAUCGGUCAACUGCAUUCAGUUUCCAAGUGACAUUCCGUACUCCAAGGGAAACAUCACCUUCCAGUUACUAGCCCCAGAGCCAGUAGCCCGACCAGGUUAUAAUGAUUUUUAUAAUACUCCUGAUCUUUUGGAGUUUGUAAGAGCUAAAGAGGUUCGCGUUGUGAUGGAAGGUCAUUAUCAUAUCAACCCCAAUUCUGUGAGACAUAUGUACUAUGGCAUUGAGGAACUCACGAUAAGUGCAAGAUGUGAUUGUAAUGGGCAUGCCGAUACGUGUGAUAUCACAUUAGAUCCAUACGUCUGCAACUGUCUUGAUUCAAGCUUUACAACAGGAAUUGAUUGCGGGCAGUGCUUACCUCUGUACAAUGACAAACCUUUUCGUCAUGGUGAUCAAAUCAAUGCGUAUAACUGUAAACCCUGUCAGUGCUAUGGACAUGCCUCUAGUUGUUUCUAUAAUGAAACCCUUGAUGAUUCACCAGACAGACAUGACAGGGGUGGCGGAGGGGUGUGUUUCAACUGCCAAGACAACACACAAGGACAACAUUGUGAUGAAUGCUUAGAAGGGUUCUUCAGACUUGAUAGUGUACCAUUGGACUCUAAUGAUAUCUGCAACCCGUGUGAAUGUUCACUCAAUGGCACAGUAGCAGGGGAUCCCAUGUGUGAAGAGGUGAAUGGUCAAUGUAACUGCAAGCAGUAUACAUCAGGUCGUACAUGUGAUACUUGUCAGAAUGGUUACUUCAAUCUAGAUGCUUUUAACCCUGAUGGUUGUGAGCCAUGUCAAUGCAUCUUAGCUGGUACAAUCAACUCAGAUAUCUCAUGCCAUCAACAAACUGGAGUGUGUAACUGCAAACUCAAUGUCAUAGGUGACAAGUGUGACCGUUGUAACUAUGGUUUCUAUGACCUUGCUGCUUCUAACCCAUUUGGUUGCCUGCCAUGUGGUUGUGAUCCUGAUGGUUCAAGCAGUAUCUACUGUGACCCUACCAACGGUCAAUGCCAGUGUAGAUCAUCCACCCAGGGUAGGACGUGUGCUGAAUGCCGUGAUGGGUUCUAUGGCUUGGCAUUAGGUGGAUGCUCUGAAUGCGAUUGUGAUGAUGCUGGGACGGAGCCAGGAGCACCAUGUAACAAGGAUACGGGACAGUGUGUCUGCAAGGCUAAUGUUCAGGGUGUACGGUGUGACCAGUGCGCUCCAUCCUAUUACAAUCUCCAAGCUUCCAAUUCUCAAGGUUGUUCACCAUGCUCCUGUAACACCGACGGCACAGUCAAUGGAUCAACCUCCUGUGAGGCUGUCACUGGUCAGUGUGAAUGCAAGACCAAUGUCCUUGGACGGACCUGUAAUUCCUGCGCUCCAAACACCUUUGGUCUUGAUGCAGACAAUGUAGAUGGUUGUGAGUCUUGUGGAUGUGAUGCUACUGGUACACAGACAGGAUCAAAUGGAGAGGUGUUGGUCUGUGAUCAGAAUUCUGGACAGUGCUCUUGUCUGACAAACAGACUUGGAAGAAUAUGUGAUGUCUGUGAUGAUGGGUUUUAUGUGCCCCCAUCUGAUGGGCGUGGCUGUCUGUCAUGUGACUGUGAACCAUUGAGUACAGAGCCUAAUUCAUUCUGUAAUUCAUUGACUGGUCAAUGUCAGUGUCGACAAGGAAACCCAGAUGUAACAGGGAGAAGAUGUGAUAGCUGUCUGGAAGAGUACUUCAAUUUCAACCCUAGUACAGGAAUGUGUUCACCAUGUGACUGUGACCCUAGAGGUAGUGUGAACACAACGUGUGAUUCAAACACUGGUCAGUGUGAAUGCAAGGAUCUUGUGACUGGUAGACGAUGUGAUACAUGUCAGACAUCAUCAAGUAAUCUACAGGCUUCUAAUCCCCAAGGAUGCUCAAAGACUCCCGCCCAGCAGCCUCCUCCAGUGUGGCAAGCAGUGAAUCCAUUCUCUAUCUUACUAACCUGGGGUCCUCCUGAUGAACCCAAUGGUAACAUCCUAACCUACUUGGUCUACAGGAAUAAUACUCUCGUCUAUAAUGGAUCAGCUGCCAAUCCUCUAGGUAUCCAGCAGUUUGAGGAUCAGAACCUUUCUCCCUUCACAUUCUACAGCUACUAUGUCCAGUCAGUAAAUGAAGCUGGUCGGGCUACCAGCCCCAUGGUCAUCGCCCAGACACCUGAUGCUAUUCCUGCUGGUUUUGAUGUCUUGGUCAUCACCAACGUCCAAGCACGGUCAGCAGACUUCUCUUGGUCUCAACCUGCAGAUAUAUCAGCGAGUGUGACCCAGUACAUCUUGACCUCAGUGACACCUAGCAAGCCAGACCCUCCAACACAACACUUUAGUGGUCUAGCAACCAGCUACCAGGAUACAGACCUCAUUCCUUUCACCAAUUACACCUUCUAUUUGACUGUGUGUACCCCUGGAUCCUGUGGACAGGGGCGACCCACCCUGGCUUACACCCCUAUGGCACCCCCUCAAGGAGUCAUGGAUCCUAAUGCUACUGCUCUAAGCCGGAGUUCAGUCUUUGUGAGCUGGGACCAUCCUACGGAAGCUAAUGGUAUCAUCACUCACUAUGAGCUGUUCUUCCGAGGCUAUCCUGGACCAGAUGGUAUCAUAGACCCAGCAGAGACCAGGAUCUUCUACCCUGCAGGAUGGUACAACCCUAGACCGGUCCUAACACCCCUAGAGGAUCCUGCGGAGCCACCUGUUACUAACUUCACCCAUACUGGUCUUGAUGCAUUCACUCGUUACCAGUACAGGGUGACUGCAAGGAAUCUAGCAGGAACAGGACAUAGUGGUUGGACAACCGUUAGGACUGCUGAAGCCGCCCCUCUGUCCACACCAGCCCCAUCUGUUCUUGGUGUAUCUAGCUCAGAACUUAACAUCAGCUGGUCUCAACCUCAGGAUAAUGAGAUUAGAGGUGUAGUCAUCAGCUAUAAGCUCUAUCGUUACAUUACAUCAGAUGAUCCAUUCGCUCCUCCAGAAAUACAAGAGUUGGUAUAUUCUGGUGAUGGCAAUGGUAGGUUCUUUCUAUUAGGAGGUCUUCAGCCAUACUCUAUCCAUUCAUUCUCUGUGGAAGCCUGUAACAGCAUUGGUUGUAUCCUCAGUCCUAGGGCCAAUGGGAGGACACUUCCAACUGCUCCAGAAGGACAAGGACCUCCUUUGGUAGAUGGUUUUAAUUCCACCGUCAUGCAAGUCAUAUGGAAUCCCCCUAUCAUGCAAAAUGGACCUGACCCAUCUUAUCAGGUUCAGCGUGUUGUAGCAUCACUUAGCAGGACUCCUCCACGUGUGGAGAGGGGUGCUAGGUUCACUGGUGGAGGAUACUAUCUCUUCUCGGGGAACAUUCUUCCAUUUUCAUCAUAUACUGGUAUUGAGUUUGAGUUCCGGGUAACCCGCCCCACUGAUGCCCUAUCCCCUGUCUCAGCCCUCCUGAUGUUUGCUGCCUCCGAUGGUGAACAGGAAGAGUUGAUUGUAGUCCAGUUGAGAGAGGGGCGCCCAUGGUUCAUCUUUGACCCUCAAGGGGGUAUAGCAGGUGCCACGCCCAUGGAUCAGGGUAGGACGUAUGAUGAUGGUCUGUGGCAUAAAGUCAGUAUCUCUCGAGCUGGUAGCGUUGGAAGUAUCACUGUGGAUGAUACAUACACUGGUACUGUCACAGCCCCUACAGCAUCAACCAUCAUAGGAGAAACUACAGGCCUCUAUGUGGGCGGUCUCCCUGUGAACUUUGACCUACGAAGAUCAGAAACGGAAAAUCUAGCUGUUAUAAGGACCAACCUGAUUGGGUGUUUGAGGAAUAUCCGAAUUGAGACUGCACACGUUCCUACCCCCAUUUGGAGAGAUUUGGAUUAUUCCAGUGCUUUAGAGAGAGUACAGGUUCCAGGGGGUUGGCAGGGUUGUCCCACAGAGCUGGAGAGGGGUGUUCACUUUCUUGGCAAAGGAUACCUUACCUUGCCUGAAGGUAUCUUGAAUGGAGGAAACAGCUUCACUCUAAGCCUUGAUAUAAGAACUCAUUAUCAGACUGGUCUAGUGUUGUUUGGAUAUCAUCAGACUGGUAGCUACUUACUCAUCCAAAUUGUUGGUGGUAAUUUGCAGAUCGAAGUGUCUGUUGGCUCUGGUUCACCUGUUGUUCUUUCCAUACCAAACACUGCCCUCUGUGAUGGUUUAUGGAAGAGUCUCAUGAUUACCAAGGUUGGUAACCAACUGUCAGCAUCCAUCAAUGGUGGAGUGUCUUCCGGUAUCCAGCUUUCAUCCUCAUCUCUCAUCCUUUUCUCUUCACUUCAUCUUGGUGGUGUAAGAGAUGAAUCAGAAGCAGCAGGAUUCCUUGAUGGUAUUGGUGUAAAUGCACAAGGUUUUGGUGGCUGCAUGAGAGAGUUGACCAUUGAUAGCAUUCCAGUGAACCUGACAUCUGAUAUGACCGACAUUCAUAAUAUCUACCUUGAUGGAUGCCCUCCCGUCACAAGCAGCGCCAUCCAAUGUGCCGAUCCACAAUCAGAAUCCAUCUAUCAGGGAAUCAGGAGGAAUGUCACAGAUAGUGGGCUCAGUAUAUUUACAGAGUAUCUCUACCAAGUAAUAGCUUCUAACAUUGCUGGGUCUACUGAUGGUCCAUGGGCUGCUGGAAGAACUAGAGAAGGAGCUCCUACUGGGCUGACCCAACCCAUCGAUCCAGUAUCCAUCACAGGCUAUGUUAUUCAGCUGCAAUGGCAGAGACCCUCAGGCAAUACAGGUCUACUCACACAGUACAUAUUAUCAGCAUAUAAUCAAGAUCUACCUGACAUAGCACCAGUUCAAGCUUUCUUCACAGAUACUACGAUGUCAGAGAACAUAGGUAAUAUCACUGAUGUAGUCCCAUAUACUGACUAUGAUGUGACUGUGACUGCAUGUACAGCUGGAGGUUGCUCAGAAAGUACUUCAGUUAGUGUGAGAACUAGAGAAGAAGCUCCCUCUGGUGUCCAGUCACCUGAAUCGCUUUCCAAGACAGCCCGUACCAUCGUAGCAGGAUGGGCAUUACCAGAGAGACCGAAUGGUGUCAUUACAUCCUACCAGCUUCAGGUUGAUGGUGUUACCGUCUACACAGGCACAGCACGUAACUACACACUCACAGGAUUAAGUGUCUUCAACCCUUAUAGACUUCUUGUUAUAGCUUGUACCCAGAUAGGCUGUUCAUCCAGUCAAGAGGUCAUCAUUACAACCUCUCAACUCCCUCCCUCCUCUGUCGACCCACCUACUCUAUUCCCCCGCAGUCCAAGGUCCAUUGAAGCACGAUGGACAGCUCCAUCUCAGCCUAAUGGUAUCCUACAACGUUAUGUUCUUUAUUCAUCAACCGUGAGUGGUGUUGUAGGGGAUCCAGUCUUCAACACAUCUGAUCUAUUCACCGACUUUCUACUUGAUGACCUCACACCAGGAACAGUUUAUUAUAUGUCAGUAGCUGCAUGUACUGGUGGUGGAUGUACAGUCAGUGAUCAGAGUAGUGUAAGGACAGAGGAGAGUAUUCCAGAGGGGGUACCAGCACCAAUCAUAACAGCUACUAGCCCAUUUGAGUUAGUUGUUACAUGGACUCAUCCAACACAGCCAAAUGGUGUAAUCAUCAGCUAUGCCCUGGUGCAGAAUGGCAUUGUGAUUCAAAACUCCACCGCCAUGUCUUACUCCGCUUCCAACCUUGCUCCAUGGAGUCUACAUGUCUUCAGGGUAGAAGCAUGUACCUCCAAGGGGUGUACGUUUGGGCCAGAGGCGUCUGGACGUACCCGUGAAGCCCCGCCACAGGGUAGCAUUGAUCUUACUGUGUUUACUAUGAAUUCUAGGAGUGUGAGGGCUACAUGGACCUCACCAGCCCAACCUAAUGGUAUGCUAGUCUAUGAGGUCCUCUUCACUGGUCUCUUCUAUGUGGCACCAGAAGCCAACAAUUAUGCUAUUGUAACAGAGCAAAGAGCCCUGUAUAAUGGAACCAUAGCCAAUGAGAUCGUAGAAGUUACUGGUUUGAUCCCAUACUCAGCGUACUCCAUUCAGGUUAGAGCUUAUAACACAGAGGGCAGCAUUCUCAGCAAUGAAAGGACCGUUACCAUGCCAACUGGAACACCUGAUGGUGUCCUGCCUCCUAUGUUAACUGCUACUGGACCUACGUCCAUCCAGGCUACAUGGGACGAACCCGCUAGGAACAAUGCCCCAGGAGUACCUUCAUUCCAACUCAGAUAUAGACCUGCAAACCAACCAGGAAACCAAAUUGAUGUGUUUAGCAACUCCGUACGAGUGAUGAGCUAUACAUUGACCGGUCUACAGGCAUUCAAUGAGUAUGAGUUCAGAGUGAUCGCUAUUAAUAAUGCUGGACAAACCCUCAGUGAAUGGGCUUCAGUAUUCACCAGGGAAGAUGUACCUGGUCCCAUAGACCCACCUAUGGCUACUGAUGUACAGGCCUAUUCAACCAUUGUGACAUGGGAGUUUCCUGAUACACCUAAUGGCAUCAUCACAUCAAUCAGACUCUAUCAGAAUAAUGUCCUCAAAACUACACUUCCUGGUAACGUUACCCAGUUGUUCAUUGAUGACCUUACACCAUUCACUGACUACAUGUUUAGUGUUGAGAUGUGUAAUACUGUUGGAUGUACAAGAAGUCCAGACUCAAUCACCUACACUACUCCACAAGCUGCACCUACGGGUCAGUCACCUCCGUUACUCUCUUCCCCUACGCCUACCUCUGUCCAGCUGUCAUGGUCACCCCCAUCCAUGCCUAAUGGUAUCCUAACAGGUUACCAGAUUGAACGUCGUCAUCAAGGUUUCACUGCUAUCUUCUCAGUGGUCUCUGUAGCUCCUGGUGCUCCUAGAGUCUACUUAGAUCUAUCUGCUGCCAUCACACCUUACACAGCGUAUGAAUACAGGGUCCGGGUGACCAAUGCUGCUGGGAGCUCUACUAGCCAGUGGGCCAGUGUCAUCACAAAGGAAGCUCCUCCUGGUGGUGUACGUGAGCCAUCAGUGACAGUCCUUGGACCUGAUUCAGUGAUGGUCUCUUGGGAAGAACCAGCUCAGAGUAAUGGAGAGAUCUUGAGUUAUACUAUCAGGAUGCCUGAUCCUAGAAUCUACCUAGACCAGACCAACCUCACAUCAUACACUGUCUACAACCUGGUUCCUUAUACUGAAUACUCAGUGACCAUUGAGGCAUGUACUGCAGGAGGAUGCACACAAAGUAAUCCCACCUCGGUGAGGACCGACCCCACCCUACCGUUUGGGCAGAUGUCUCCUAGAGGUGAUGCUAUCACACAGACUUACAUCUCUGUCAUCUGGUCUCCUCCUAGUAGACCAAAUGGACCUAACAUCCGUUAUGAACUCCACAGACAGAAGCUUAGACAGCCACUGAGUACAGGUCCAGUUCAAGGACUGAACUUCUGGGAGUUCAUCUAUGCUGGAGAUGAUACAACAUUCCAGGACUUUGGAUUGUCUACAUUCACCACAUACAUCUAUCGAAUCACUGUCUACAAUGACAUUGGGUCAGUGACCUCUGACCCUUCUGAUGAGGUCACAACCUUAGCUGGUCAACCAACUGUAGCAGGAACAAUCACUGCUGUGGCAAUGGACCAUAUUUCAGUCUUACUCAAUUGGACAACUCCUUCUUUACUAGAGCUUCAGGGUGAUGUUGUAAACUACUUCAUCUUGGUGAGCUCUCCUUCUAGACAGUUUGAAUUGACCUAUGACCCCAGUGUGUCAGGUGAACUCUUAACCUCACUAAUGCCAAACACAGAGUACGAGUUCCGACAAGUCAUCUUCAAUGGAGCGUUCAACAUCACCAGUCUCCCAGCUGUGACUCAGACAUUAGAUGGAGCUCCUGAAGGUUUUGCUGCUCCCCUGAUCAGUGUUCUAAGCCCAUCAGCAGUCAAUGUGAUGUGGUUACCACCGGAUCAGCCAAAUGGUGAGAUCACACAGUAUGUGAUCUAUCUAGAUGGUCAACCUCAUGGUAGUGUGGAGAGCAAUCAAUUACUCUACAUCAUGGCUGGUCUACAACCUUACACUGUCUACUCUAUACAGGUUGAGGUAUGCACAGUAUACGAUUGUCUGUUGAGUAACAUUACCGUGGUAACGACCCUUGAGAUUCCGCCAGCCGGGGUCACUGCUCCUAACCUACGUGUGCUAGGUCCUAGAGCUAUGGAGGUAUCUUGGGCCUCCCCUGCAUCACCAAAUGGAAUCAUCCUAGGAUAUGAGAUACAGCGGAGGGAAUAUCAACCUUGUUCAGAUAGACCUAGCACACCUUCAGAUGGCAGUGAUUCAAGCUGUGGCUAUGUGGAAUGUUUACGUUCAGAGAGUGUCUGUGGCAGCCAGUGCUACUCAGGGCUACAGGCCUGUUGUGAUGGCAUACUACACGACACUCAGCCAGACUACCAAUGCUGUGAUACUAACUACCUGAUGGCACCGGUCAAUGCAUCCACACCGUUCAUCUGCUGUGGUGGUCAGUUCCACAGUGAACAGGUCAACUAUGAGUGUUGUAAUGGUCAGUAUGUCCAGGUGUUCCCUGGUCAGAUCUGUUGUCCUGACCCAGAUGAGGAUAGGGUAGCUGUAGGAUCAGGUGAUGCCUGCUGUGCUGGUGUACCAUAUGAUUCAAGUGGUCCUCAGAUCUGUUGUGCAGGAGAGUUUUAUGACAGGAGUCAAGGUCUUUGUUGCAGUAACGUCUUCCAUUCUUAUGAGGGUCAGUUUGCUGAUGGGAUGAGUGGUCAGUGUUGUGGUGGGAUCAUGGUGUCUGCUACAAUGACCUGCUGCUCCGAGAGAGACAUGGGUGUGGCAUAUCUACCAAUAGAAGGGAAUGUUUGCUGUGGUACGGAGUAUGUUAAUAUGACAACAUCAUUGUGUUGCACAAGUGAGACUGGUGUAGCUGAGACCUAUACAUACGACACCCCUGAUGCUAGACAGCUAUCAAACGACCAAUGUUGCGGAUCUCAGAGGAUCUCUCCAUCUCAGGCAUGCUGUAAUGAAGUUGGUUAUCAACCUGGUUCAAGGGUCUGUGCUGAUCGGAGUUCAUCAGCUCAGGGGCAUUGUGGGAUUGGAACGGUCUGUCCAAUCAGUCAGGCUGUAUCUUCAUUCUGUGACAGGUGUGACUUUGAUACCAACAUACACACAUGCUACUCGGUUGAUGCCGCCUACAUCACUUCAUCACCUAGUAAUCCUGGUACUCCCAGUGGUUCUAACGGUCUGUGUCCUUCUGCUCUAAUCUCUAUCUAUACUACAGGACCAAAUAUAUACUCCUAUCUUGAUCAAGGUUUAUCCCCCUAUACAAGGUAUGAGUACCUAAUCUCAGCUAUCAAUGCAGCAGGAAGCUCAAACAGUGGUCUUUCUAAUGCUACCACAGAUGAAGACAUACCAUCUCAGGUCCAGUCUCCUGAAUGGUCUGUUGAGAUGGAUGUACUGGAUACUAUCCAGCUAGCAUGGGAUCCACCUCAACAACCGAAUGGUAUAAUUGUAACAUACAUCUUGAGAAGAGAUGGUAUUGAAAUAUACAGAGGAGCAGAUACAUCUCAUAAUGAUAAUACAGGCAUACAACCAUUCCAACAUUACUCCUAUAUAUUAAGUGCUUGUACUAGAGUUGGAUGUGCUGCUAGCCAACCGGUGGUAGCAGCUACCCUUCAGGCACCCCCUGGGAAUUUGUUUAACCCUCUCCUAGCUGCUCUUAGUUCUGAUAGCAUUCAGAUCUCAUGGCAGGAGCCUGGUCUUCCUAAUGGGGUAAUACAGGGGUACAGUAUCCUUCUAACAGGUGUGACAGAACCUAUCUAUCAAGGUGGACCGGAAGAUUUUCAAUUCACUCAUACAGACUUGGAUCCUUACACGGUGUAUGAGUACAGACUUGAAGCCUGUACAUCAGCUGGAUGUUCACUGAGUGAUCCAGUAUCAGUAAGGACAAUGCAAGAUGCACCACAAGGUCUUGCACAACCAACUCAUGUUGUAGUUAGUUCAACAAUCCUAGAAUUAUAUUGGUUUGAGCCUUCACAGCCAAAUGGAAUCAUCACUUCUUACAUCCUUUACCGCAAUAGUGAACUUGUCUACGCUGGCAACAAUUCUGUUUUGAUGUAUGUUGACACUGGCUUAACACCUAACACCAGGUAUGAGUAUGUGGUGUCAGCUUUGACAAUUGCAGGACAAUCAAAUAGCACCAUCCAUGUAGCACAGACACCGUUCCUUACACCAGAGGGUAUACCACCACCAACACUGACAGUGCUAUCUGCAAGGUCAAUCCGAGCAGUGUGGACUCAGCCGACUGUUCCUAAUGGUGUCAUCAGACAAUAUGGUAUUGUUAUCCUUAGUGGAACUCCGGAUGAAAGAAGAUUGGUAUCCUCAGAUGACACAACUCUAGAAGUGGAGAACUUGACACCAUACACCCAGUAUGAUAUGAGAGUUCAGGUUUGCAUUGAUACUGGAUGUGGAGUAGGACCAAGAGCUUAUGCAAGGACCUUUGAAGCACCACCAGAGGAACAGGGUGCCCCAACCUUAGUAUCCACAGGACCAAGUGUAGUAGAAGUCUCCUGGGAACCCCCUGCUAAACCAAAUGGUAUCAUCCAACAAUACUUUGUGUAUCGUAGGCAGUAUGGAACAACUCAGGAACUUCUUGUGUUUCUUACUGAAACAGAGCAGAGUUUUGUGAAUGCAGGAGGGGGAUUGGCUGCAUUUAAUCUCUAUGAAUACAGAGUAAGAGCACAAAAUUCACAAGGAACCACAGACAGUCCGUGGGCAUCCAUUAGAACUCAAGAAUCUGUUCCCAUAGGUAUCGCUGCACCAAAUCUUGUAGCUGUCAGUCCAUAUGCAGUGCAAGGCACAUGGUCACCACCCACUUCACCGAAUGGUAUCAUUGCCUACUACCGCAUUGAGUACCAAGAACGACCAAAUGACCCCACAGCCACACCUGCCGUUGUAGUAGCAGCAACAGUAGAAGCCACUGUCCUUCAAACCACAUUUUAUGGCCUGUUACCUUUCACAUCAUACCAGGUUCGCAUUGUUGCUAUCAAUGGUGCAGGAGAGACGAGUGGUCCUUGGGGUCCUGUUACAACUCUUCAAGGUGUUCCAGGUGACAUUGGACAGUUCUCAGUAGAGCAACAGUCCAAUGGUUUAGCUCUGUUAUUGAGGUGGGAUGAACCUGGACAACCAAACGGUGUCAUAACCAAUUACUUCAUAUAUGAGGAUGAGUACCUCAUUGCACCAAUAUAUACUGGACUCACAAGAGAAUAUCUCUUUAGGAGAUUGACUCCUUACACUGAGUAUGUGGUUGUUCUAGAAGCAUGUACCAGUGUUGGUUGUGGAAGAGGCAAUCCACAGACUGUAAGGACUGCUGAAGUAGCCCCUGCUAAUCAAGCUCCACCUACCCUUGGCUUUGUGAAUUCAACAGCAGUUGUCCUGAACUGGAAGGCACCUGUAGAUCCUAAUGGGGCUAUCACCCAGUAUGAUGUUAUUAGAAGAUCAGCAAGACCUGCUUCAACAGAGAGAAGGAAGAGGAACACAGAUGAUAGUGCCUUCACAGUUACAGUCGUCAUUCAUUCUGAGUACAACACUGAUGCCGAAGACUACACCUUCGUUGAUAAUUCUUUGCAACCAUAUCGUAUCUAUGAGUAUCGCAUUCGAUCCAUCAACUCUCAGGGUUCUGUAGACAGUGACUGGGUCCAGGUAGAGACUGACCAGGCUGCUCCUCUUGGUGUGGCACCUCCCACUGUUAAUCACAUCACCAAUACUCCCGGAUCACUUGUUAUUGGAUGGACACCUCCCACAGAAAGUAACGGCAUCAUCACUGGGUAUCGACUGCAGAGGAAUAGUAGCACUCCUUUCAGUUUUGAGGCAGAUUAUGGAUUCCAGUUUACAGAUAUGAAUCUUCAGGCAUUCACCAUAUAUGUUUAUACCAUCACAGUAUGUACCCAGGGUGGCUGCACCACAAGCUCAGCCACCUCCAUCAGAACUUUAGAGACAGCUCCCACAUUUGUUGAUCCACCAAGUCCAGUCGCUAUCAGCUCUAGUCAGAUCAUGGUCAACUGGACAGUACCUUCCAUUGCUAGUGGUGAGAUUGUACAGUACCGUCUAAAGGUUGAUGAUGAGGUACGAUACAGUGGUUUAGGUCUUUCUACUACCAUCAGUGGUCUGAUUGCACACCAGGAGUACACAUUUGUCCUUGAAGCUUGUACUUCUGGUGGUUGUACUGACAGUCCAGAGGCUUUAGCUCGUCCAUUUGAAGCACCCCCUAUAGGAAUGAAUCCACCAUUGUUGAGGGUUCUUAGUGCUACAGCCAUUGAAGCAAGCUGGUCUGAACCCAAUGAACCCAAUGGCAUCAUAUCACGCUAUGAGUUACGUAGAGAUGGAAAACUAGUAUAUGAUGGUGAUGCCCAAAGGUACCAGGAUUUUGGUGAUGGUGGAUUAGGACUAACCCCAGGUCAGCAGUACUCCUAUGUCAUCACAGCCUUCAACAGCCGGGGUCAUGCUAUAAGUGAUGCAGCCAUAAUUACUACUUCUUCAUCCUCACCAGCUGGUUUGAGUCCACCAUUUGUCACCCCUUUUUCUUCACAAAUCAUCAGUGCCACUUGGCAGCCUCCAGCAUUUCCUAAUGGUGAAAUCCAAAACUACACCCUCUAUGUAGACAACAAUAUUGUCUACGCUGGAAGGCUAUUUAGCUUUGACAUCCGGGGCUUGGACUUCUACACCUUGUAUGAGAUCCGUGUAGAAGCUUGCACCACUUCAGGUUGUGCUCUAAGUGAUAGUGUGGAAGCAAGAACCUUUGAGCAUACUCCUAGUGAUCAGGUAGCUCCUUCUCUGGAACCUUUGGCCGACAACCUUGGCAUUGCAAGUGGUAUCCGGGCAGUUUGGAAUGCACCAAGUAAUGAGAAUGGCAUCAUCCUUGGCUAUGAACUCUACCGGAGGAGUGUGGAUCGCAUGACAGGAAGGAGAUCUGACCCAUCCUUGUUGAUAAACACUACCCUGAGGGAGUAUGUAGACAUGGAUCCAUCACUGAUACCUGAUGAAACAUAUGAGUACUUGGUAGUAUCCUUCAACUCUGUAGGAGUUGCAUCCAGUCCCUGGGCCUCUGUCAGGAUGCUGGAAGCACCACCACAGGGUCUCUUGCCACCUCUGGUGUCUGAACUAGAAGCAACAAGUCUAAGCCUGACUAUUCAAGAACCAAGUCAGCCAAAUGGAGCCAUCCAAAGAUAUGUCAUCUACAGGAAUGGGACUGUGCUAAGCCAGACAACACUAACCAGCUAUAGGGAUUCUGAUCUCCUCCCAUACACCACCUACUCCUACUCAGUAGAGGCUUGUACAUCAGGGGGAUGUACUACCAGUGAUGCGGUUACCGUGACAACCAUUCAGAUGGCACCAAGUGGACUGGAUUCUCCCGUUGUACUUCAAACUGAUUCUACAUGGAUCCAACUGAGCUGGGAUUACCCAACAAACACUAAUGGAAUUAUUACUAAGUUUCAGUUGCUCUUCCGAUCAGGUUGUCCUCUCACAACCCAGCCUUUUGAGCAGACCUGUCCCUUUGAGGACUACAGUUCUAUUGAUAAGGACCUGGCACUCAUUCAUAAUGUCACUGGUCUGAGACCCUAUACCCGUUAUGAAUUUGUGGUAGUAGCUUUUAAUGAUGCUGGUCGGGUGGAGUCAUCUCCAGUUCAAGAAAGUACACUUUCAGCAUUGCCUGUGUUUGUGAGCAGUAGCAAACCUUCCAUCAGUAGCAACACUAAUAACAGUCUAAUCACAGUCAACUGGGCUCAGAGCUUUGUACUCAAUAGUAUGCUCAGAGAGUAUAUCUUAGUAGAGAAUGGUGAUACCGUCUACAGUGGGAUAGCUACUACAGUUACAAGGCCUCUAAAAGAUACAGAAUAUGAAUUCAUAGUGAGUUGUGUUACAUCGACGGGCAGUGUAUCCUAUCCUACAAUCAUAUAUCAGCCUCCAUCUACUGGUGGACCUCAACCAGAUGCCCAAACCCAGUGGUAUAGCUCUGUAUGGUUCAUUGCUAUCAUGGUCUUACUGGGCGUGGUCAUCAUCUUCAUCCUCAUCGCCAUUGUCCUGAGUCGCACCGGAACACGCAAGCCUUAUGCAAGAGAGAGGACUCCUCUACCGCCAAGACAGAGGAAAGCUCAUAACUUCACCUUCUCUUCUAUGUUACCCAGAUAUCCAGAAUCAGAGAGUAUACUGGAUCCAAUCCCUCAGGCCAUCAGUCGACAUUCUAGUAUGCACAGCUUACACAAUACAUAUUAUAACCCAGCAUUCCCUGCACCGUCACCGCCCCGUCCUACUAGUAGAACAUCCGAAGUCAUGGAUAAGAACUCUCUUAAAUACCUUGAUGAUGAUGAUGGUGUAGCUGCUUGGGAUAAUACUACACCUCUUCCUCCGAAGAUGGAUUCAGGCAUGGUUAGCUUAUUUGAAGAUGAUGCUAUGACUCAUAUCAGCCAACCAUACAGCUAUACUAAAGAACAGACUAUGUUUACUGACACACAUUUAUGAUCCACAAUUACAAAUAUUUAUCUCCAAGACCAAUUUUUUCAUAAAUGUUUGUAUUUGUUUGAGUGAGAUGUAAUAAUAUUGUAGAUAAAUAAUCAAUUAAAUUGGUUUGAAUAAAGAUGUGAAAUUGUAAUUGUAUGAAUUUCUUAUUGAUUUAUAUUUUAUUUGGGCUGAUUUAGGUUUGGAGGAAAGAACUGAAAUACAAAAUAAAAUCCAAAGUCUCAUUUAUUUGAUUGCUGGUUUAAGAUAUCAUAACUAUGUACUAUAUGUUUGAAGUACGCUAGUAAUAGUGUACAUACA
This is a messenger RNA of Lytechinus variegatus (green sea urchin), 16361 nucleotides long. RefSeq names its product usherin-like (gene ush2a). Bases 372 to 16064 code for a protein of 5230 amino acids. Gene Ontology annotation, molecular function: protein binding. The transcript has 65 exons. The record is from RefSeq and is a predicted model, not a curated record. Lineage: Eukaryota; Metazoa; Echinodermata; Echinoidea; Temnopleuroida; Toxopneustidae.